This is a messenger RNA of Dicentrarchus labrax (European seabass), 3577 nucleotides long. RefSeq names its product alkaline phosphatase, intestinal, tandem duplicate 1 (gene alpi.1). The record is from RefSeq and is a predicted model, not a curated record. NCBI's taxonomy places the organism in Eukaryota, Metazoa, Chordata, Actinopteri, Moronidae. Gene Ontology annotation, biological process: dephosphorylation. Gene Ontology annotation, molecular function: alkaline phosphatase activity. The transcript has 13 exons. Bases 375 to 2063 code for a protein of 562 amino acids. Gene Ontology annotation, cellular component: plasma membrane.
UCUGAAACCAGUUCAGGCAUUUCUUGCAGCAAACUACAAAGUCUGAACCUCUGUGAGCUGCUGACAGACAUGUGUCCACAAAGGACCGAGAGAGAAAAACACUUUGAUUCGAUGCAUUGUUGAGGAAAAGAUGGGCAGUGUGGGGAGGGAAACGGGCCCACUCUGUGAUUUGAUGGAUAUUUCUGACGUAAAAAGAUACCUUGGAGGUGAGAAACCUCACACACCAUUGUACCAGAAGGAGGUGUAAGAAGCAGGUUGUAAUUGCUAGUCAUCUGGAGACCCACAAAAAACAGGAGAGGUGGAAGACAAAGAAGAGGAACAAGAAGAGGAAAGUGCAGAGAGAAAUAAGUCUCACAGCUGAUUUCAGAGGAAAGAUGAUACUGUUGAUGUGCCUACUUCUCCUCACUGGAUGUGGCUGUGCAGGCUCCAGGUCGCUCGGAUUAGAGAUGCAGACGCCACAUUGCAGGGCCCCCAAUCUCCUGCUCAUCCUUCUCGGCCCCAUACUGCUGGCUAUGGGCCGGGCCACUAUGGACAGCCAAGCAGCGCUGUACGAACUUGAGAAGGAACCAGCUUAUUGGGAUGCACAGGCCAGGGCAACCCUGGAUGCUGCGCUGAAACUCCGCCCUCGGGACCACCAGGCCAAGAACAUCAUCCUGUUCCUCGGUGAUGGGAUGGGUGUGUCCACAGUGUCAGCAGCUCGAAUCCUGCGAGGUCAAAUGGAGGGCGGAUCAGGGGAGGAGACAAUGCUGGCCAUGGAUACUUUCCCAUAUGUGGCCUUGUCAAAGACCUACAGUGUAGAUAAACAGGUAGCAGACAGUGCUAGCACAGCUACAGCCUACCACUGUGGGGUGAAGGCCAAUGCUAAGACAGUAGGGCUCAGCGCUAAUGCAGUGGCCUAUGAGUGUAACACCACCUUUGGCAACGAGGUCUACUCAGUACUACGACGUGCUAAAGCACAAGGUAAAUCAGUUGGCAUAGUGACCACCACCCGUGUCCAGCAUGCCUCCCCAGCUGCUGCUUAUGCUCACUCUGUCAGUCGCAGUUGGUACAGUGACGCAGAUCUUCCGUCCAGCGCCCGCAGGCAGGGAUGUGUCGACAUUGCAACCCAGCUGGUCACUAACGUUGACAUUGAUGUAAUUCUGGGGGGAGGGAGGAUGUACAUGACACCAAAAGGAACCCCAGACCCUGAGUACCCUACCUCCAACUCCCGCAAGGGGGACCGAAAAGACAAGAGGAACCUCAUCGAUGUGUGGCUGAAGGCUAAACCAAACAAGAAGUCACACUACAUUUGGCACAGGAAGGAGUUUGAUGAGAUAAAUGUUAAAACUACUGACCGGCUCAUGGGUCUGUUUGAGCCAAAGGACAUGAGAUUUGAGGUCUUCAGGAACAGCACACGUGACCCCUCCAUUGUGGAAAUGACAGAGAAGGCCAUACAAAUCCUCAGCAAGAAUCCCAAAGGAUACUUCCUUUUUGUGGAAGGAGGAAGAAUUGAUCACGGCCACCAUGACGGCAUUGCCAAACUGGCACUGACCGAAGCUGUGAUGUUCGACCGAGCCAUUCAUCGUGCUGCGCAGCUGACCAGAGAAUCCGAUACUCUCACCGUGGUCACUGCUGACCACUCCCACGUCUUCACCUUUGGUGGCAACACACCCCGGGGGAAUCCCAUCUUUGGUCUGGCACCAAAGAAAGCUGAUGACAAAAUGCCUUUCACCAGCAUCCUAUACGCCAAUGGUCCCGGCUAUGUCCACAUAAAUGGAACCAGAGGGAACAUCACAAUGGUGGAUUACUACGAUGAGGAGUACAUGCAGCAAGCUGCCGUCCCAUUGGAUGCUGAGACGCAUGGCGGGGAGGAUGUGGCCAUCUACGCCAAAGGCCCAAUGGCUCACCUGUUCCAUGGGGUGAAAGAGCAGAACUAUGUGGCUCACGUGAUGGCCUACGCUGCCUGCUUAGAACCCUAUACGAACUGCCCUCCUCACCCCCACACCCACACCUCAAGCGGGAGUGUGAACGCACCCUCGACCCUCCUGUUAUGCCUGCUUGGCCUCCUCUGUUUGCUCAGAUGACCCCAAAACAUGCACACAUCAAGACACACAUACUUACACAAAUACAUUGUAUGCAUGCAGAAUUACAGACACUUAAUGCACUAAACACACAUAGAGUACAUGCGCACACAUUUACUGUAUGCACACAGGCUGGCAAGUGAGAAUGCAGGGAUAAACAUAUAUAGUACUGUAUUUAUUAAAGGUCUAGUGUGUAGAAUUUAGUGGCAUCUAGCAAGUUAGAGAUACUCUGGUGGCCAGGAAACUUGUGAAAAUUAUGACCGCCCCUAUCUAGAGCCAGUAUUUGGUUUGUUCCUUCUGGGCUACUGUAGAAACAUGGCAGUUCUACAUGGAGGACUCCAUGGAGGUUGACCCAUGGUGUCUGUAUAUAUAAACAGCUCAUUCUAAGGUAAAAAAAAACAUAACGCUUCUUACAUUCAUGUGAUUAUGCACUAAUGAGAACAUACCUAUGAAUAUUAUAUUCCACUUCUGCCAAAAGAGCCUCCUAAAUGUUACACACUGAACCUUUAACAGAAAUAUACUCACAUACAUCCUGAUCACACAGUAUACAUUCACAUGAGCUUGUAACCUAGAAUUUAUGAAAGAUGCAGGCUUAAACAUGCAUGUAGUAGCUCUUAUUUAAAUACAAAUUAACAAUCAGGCAGACAUUACAGGCUAGAACAUAUGUAAACAUCAACUUUCAUUUACACACAAGCUUUUAUUUAAGAAACACACACACAUGCAGCUAUUGCCAUUUUAAGAUCAUCAGCAUUUAUUUCACAAGAACUAUUUCAAAUCUGUACCUGCAACAUGACUACUAACUUGCACUAACUAGUUCUUUCAUUAGUUAGUUACAUUUUUUGUCCUCUUCUUAUUUUCCAAAGUUAAAUGCAAACUCUGCUAGCACUCUGCACGCUCAGAGUCAAAAAUUUGCAAGGAGCAGUAAUUUACUAGUUACACAUUCAUCUGAGGCUUUAGCAAGAGUAACUUGAAACAAGCAUGCAGGCUGAGGGCUCACUGUUCAGCUAGGACACACAGCUGUUGGUGUACAUGAUCAUCACUGUCCAGAUGGAAUAAAUGACUAUAUCACAGUAACAGAAACUACGAGCCAUCGUGCCAUGCCAAGCUGCAACACCCACAGACCUUACAAGAAAUCAUAAAGAUGCUGUACUUCUUUCAGGAGUAGAAGAUAUGUAGCUUUUAAGUUUUUUAUUUAGAUUGUAUCUUGACCUCAUUGGUUCCAAAUAGUACAUCUGUUUUUCUGUCAGAUUGUCUGUCAUUUGAAAUGUAAUCAAUUUGGAUUGUACAUGAAUGUAUUUUUUAAGCAAAUAUUGUCAAUGUAUUUUUAUACUUUGUUUUUGCAAAUGUUACUUAAAUAAGGAUGAAAAAGUGACAAUGAUUCUAUUCUCCAGUUAAUUUGAUAACACUUCCCUUAUUUUAAAGGCCCUUCAGUUUCAUAAAUAUUUCCUAAAAGGCAACUGGGACAUUUUCUAGAAAGGGUUUGCAGAUUUUUACAGAAAUAAAUAUUUAAGAGAAAA